Scylla paramamosain (green mud crab) is the source of this 1064-nucleotide messenger RNA. RefSeq names its product sodium- and chloride-dependent betaine transporter-like. The record is from RefSeq and is a predicted model, not a curated record. Bases 323 to 814 code for a protein of 163 amino acids. The transcript is spliced from 3 exons. Gene Ontology annotation, cellular component: plasma membrane. Gene Ontology annotation, biological process: sodium ion transmembrane transport. Lineage: Eukaryota; Metazoa; Arthropoda; Malacostraca; Decapoda; Portunidae.
CUCUGUUUCUUUCUUCUUGUUCCCGUUAAUACGCCACUCAUUCCCUCCCUCUCUCUAUUUUCUUUCUUGUUUUCGUUAAUGCGCCACUCAUAACAGUUUUCAUGUUUUUUUACGCUCUCCUGUUUCCAGCGUCUCUAGAUGUGGCGUAGACUUCACGUAUUUUCCUGCAAGCGAUAAUUUUUCAUUGUUCAGUGCGGAGGUCUCUUUAGUGAACACGUUUUGCUCACCAUCUGAAUAAACAAUAUAUUAACAUUGAGAUGGUAUAAUUUCAUGUAAAGAGUGAAUAAACGAUGUCCAUUACUUUUAUGAGAAAUGUAGAGGAAUGGAGAAAAACAGACAGAUGGACAAGAUAACGAUCCCUUCUUUCUCAGAAGAAAAGAAAAUAAUGAUGAAACAGGACAAGGAUGAAGAGGAGAGAGGCAUGUGGAUGAACCAACGCGAGUUUUUCCUCUCCUGCCUUGGAUACGCCGUCGGCUUCGGCAACGUGUGGAGGUUCCCCUACCUGGCCUACAAGAAUGGUGGAGCGGCGUUUCUCAUCCCUUACGUCAUCAUGCUGCUGUGCACUGGGUUACCACUCUUCUUUAUGGAGCUGGUGCUGGGACAGUACACGAGUUUAGGACCCAACAUAAUCUUCCCAAAGAUGGCACCAAUCUUUGCAGGGCUUGGCUGGGGAAUGAUAAUGGUGUCUGCACUCGUCAGCAUCUACUACAACGUCAUCUUGGCCUGGGCAUUCUUCUAUACCUUCGCCUCCUUCACCAGCGAGUUGCCGUGGACCGACUGCGACAACGACUUUAAUACUCCAGGUUUAAUCUAAUACCUACAAUAGAAAUUCGUAACCAUAUCGAUUGGAAAGAAAAAUAAUUUAGUUUCAGUGUGACGUGUGUUUGAAAUGCAUUAGUUUCAUAUGCGUCUAUUGGGAAAAUGCUUGGCACCGAUUAAACAAGUGAACCAUUUCAUUGAUAUCAAUAAUUAUUCAUAGAUUAUGGGGUUUAACUUCAAUUUUAAGACACUUUCGAUGCCAUUAUCGAUAGUAAUUGAUUAUGACACUAACUACAUCAGCCACU